AUGUAUUCAACGGUUUCUUGAAAACUUAUAGCUGAAAUUAUCUUUUCAUUUUCAGCUUGAAAAGUACCGUAAAACUUUAAUACCGGGUGAAGUACAAGCCGAUCUCGACAAAUUCAAACGGGCUUCACAGAUUUUGUCCUUCAAAGAGGUUGGAAAUUCUUCUUUCUGACUAGUUACCGAUUCUUUUGAGCUAACGAGAAUCACUGCGCACGAGUCGGCGACCUUUGCUUUGAGUAUGGCGCUUCUGGCCGAUUUUGACGAAAAUGAGCCUUCCUGGACAACUAGCGACCAACUUUUGCGAUAUGAGAAGGUUGGCUUUUGUUUUGAUUCUCACAAAAGUUAAUUUUUAGUCGAUCCGAUGUUUCUCUGACCGGCUGCCUUUAUCUACUAUCAUCCAAAUCCCGGCUGGAAAUCUCCUUGCCGCUGCGAAUCAAGAGGACUCCUCGAUCACAGCCAUCGAUCGUUUGGCGGACUACGGUAAACCCGAUUUGAAUAAAAUAGGCAGACGUUAUUCGUUUAGCCGAUCCCCGCUCGGGCAAAAUUUUGUCAAGUUCAAGCGAUUUGACGUUCAAAAACAGUUUCAAAAAAAAAAUUUAGCAAUUUUUCAGGAUGCGAUAAGUCGCGGUUCGUGGGUGAUGCUGAGUAUCGGAAAGAAACGAUUGUCGGACUUGCGAUGUGAGAAUUUUUUGAAAAACAAAAAAGUGAUAUUUUAAAAAAAUAUCAAGAUUUUAAUGAAUUUUUGAUCCGUGAAGGCUCAACCUGUAGGUUUUGGGUCUUUCUCGAAUACGAGCUCUUUGAGAGGAAGUUCUAAUCGAAAGCUCGCAUCUGCGACUAAUGUUUCUUCGUUUAAUAUUUUCACUCAAAAUAUCAUUUAAAAAGUAAGAAAAAAGAAAUUGGACAACAGAAGUCUUCAGGACGGAAGUUGAGCAGCAGUUCCAAGACGCCCUAGAACUCGCUGAGAAGUACCAUCUCGACGCGUGGGAUCUUCACAUGGCUUCUUUGGAAAACGCCCUCACUUCGUUUGAAAAUAAUGGAGAUUCCAGCUCAUUUUUUCGCUUUCAGACUCACAAUUGCGGAGGCAAAGCAAAUCUUGAAGUCUCGAGGGCAUCUGGCCAAGCUUCGGACUCGACCUGAAGAUUUCCAGAAGACGCUCCGCUCCUCGGUCCUGCCUCUCUUGUCUUCCAAUGAACAAUUCAUCGCCUAUCUCUCCUUGUUUUCUGAGAACGAGCCUGAGAAGAAGGCGUCUCCGGUCUUGAAGAAGGUUCUUGAGAAAAAGAAAGGUCUGUUUUGUCUCGUGAAACUCGCAAAAACUGAACAAUCACCUCAGAUGUCAAAGCGGUGAAAAUGUUCACAGACGUCAAGUACCUCACGAAUCUGAUUGUUUCUAUUCCCGACAAGAUUUUGUGGUCGUUGAUUGAUGUCUUCCUUAUUAUCCCGGUAAAUAGAUUUAGUAGAACUAGCUCUAGUUUGAACUUUCAGAUUGGGGUAGAGGCUUGUGAAUUGGCGGCCCGUCAACUUUUGGAUGGAACGGAUGUUCGGCCGCCGGGGCAUCCGUUGACUUUGUUCUUGUUGCUGAGAAGAGAUGUCGAAGAGUUCUUGGAACUGGUCGCCAUCAAAUCCGUAUGUUGAGGAAUCCAUUUUUAGUAAUAAUAAGAGAACAAAUGUCGGGGUCGUGUUUAAGUGUUCCAAGUACAACCAGAAAAAACUGAGUUUCUUGUAGUACAGUUCUGAAAAAGAAAGACAUGAGGUUAUUCAGAGUCUUUCAAGGUUCUAUAACUUGACUAGGAAAUGAAUGACAAAAAAUCGAGUUGAACUUUUGAUAUCUCCAAUCUUGAUCCAAUUAUUGACGGUACCUCAUAGGGAAAGUUCUAUUUCAUUUCAUUUUAGCGCGACGAAGAAAUUGCAUACUUGGAACGGGCUGCGAUGUAUGUGGAAGCGACGCCAAACGUUCCCCAAGAACUGAAAGAUUGUGUCAAGUUUGUAUGAAAUCGAAAAUCAAAUCUCAUUUUUCUGUUCCAGAAAACGUUUGGAAGCAAUGACGUCGUCAAGAGAAGCGACGGCGAGUCCGGAUUCUGAAUCCUUCACUUUUGGCUCGUCUUCUGACGUCGGCAAUGCGAUCAUGAACCGAAGACGUCGAUAA
Molecule: messenger RNA, 2140 nt
Organism: Caenorhabditis auriculariae
Lineage: Eukaryota; Metazoa; Nematoda; Chromadorea; Rhabditida; Rhabditidae
Source: the annotation of a GenBank genome assembly